CUAUGACAUACAUAUGUUAUCAUUCACAAGUGUUUCAUUUAAUUAAAAAAAGUCGGAUAAUUCAAAUGUUAAAAUGGGCUCUUUUAGUAGAUGUAUCAUUUUUGUUAUUGUAACUUCGGUGACUUUGUUUAGUAGUUGUGCUGCCACAGGAGCCGAGCGCCCAAAAAGAAUUCUUCUAGACGAUAACUACUACACCAUCAUUAAUGAACUUCACAAUUUGUCUAAAGCAGUUGAGACACUGACGUCCGAGAACGCUAGGCUAAGUCAACAAGUUCAGGAUAUAAAAGCUGUAAAAGGGGUUGCGUUCAAAGCAUCAUUGACAACCUCAAUUACUAACGGGCAGAAACAAGUGGUAAUCUUCAAUCAAGUAGAGCUAAACAUCGGCAAUGCUUACAAUGUUCUUCACGGUAACUUUCUCGCCCCAAUCAAUGGCACAUACCUAUUUUCAAUAUACGCUUGCAGUCAAAAUGCCCAUGUUAUUGUCCUUGACUUAAUGUUGAAUGGUUCAUCAGUAAAUCACCUUCUGGCUGGCGACCAAGAUUAUCACGCAUGCAACUCCAACACAUUAAUCACGGAGCUAAAGAAGGGAGAUGACGUGUUUGUGUCAGUGGGAGAUGGAGAUUAUUUAAAGGCACACGGACCUUACGGAUAUCCAUAUUUUUCUGGUGUGUUAUUCAGUGCAAGUUAAUUGUUUCAAUAAAAAACUGAUGGUUUA
Messenger RNA from Ruditapes philippinarum (Manila clam), 715 nucleotides. RefSeq names its product cerebellin-1-like. The transcript has 2 exons. Gene Ontology annotation, molecular function: protein binding. The record is from RefSeq and is a predicted model, not a curated record. The coding region runs from base 74 to 688 and encodes 204 amino acids. Lineage: Eukaryota; Metazoa; Mollusca; Bivalvia; Venerida; Veneridae.